AUGGCAGAAGAGUUUGGUGCCUUGGUUAAGCAGGGUACAUGGUCUCUUGUCCCACCUCCUUCUAAUGCUAACAUCAUUGGUUGCCAAUGGAUUUUUAAGAUUAAGAAGCACUCUGAUGGUUCAAUAGCUAGAUAUAAGGCCAGACUAGUGGCAAAUGGCAAUCAACAGUUUGAGGGUCUUGAUUUCACAGAAACCUUUAGUCCUGUCAUCAAACAACCAACCAUUCAUGUGGUGUUGUCUUUGGCUCUGCAUCAUAACUGGUCCAUAUGUCAGUUAGAUGUUUCAAAUGCAUUUUUACAUGGUGGCUUUAAUAAUAGCACAGCGGAUACAUCAUUGUUUGUUCAUACAUCUACUUCUGAUAUUACCUUGGUUCUUGUGUAUGUGGAUGACAUCUUGAUUACUGGAAAUAAUGAUGUUUUCAUUUCCAAGCUUAUUGAUCUAUUGAGUAUACGGUUUGUUAUGAAAGACCUUGGCCAACUUAGUUACUUUCUAGGAAUUGAGAUACACCGUCAUGGGAAAAAUUUGAUCCUUUGUCAGUCCAAGUAUGCAUCAGAUCUUCUUGUUAAGGCUGGCAUGCAAGAUUGCAAACCAAGUUUGUCUCCUACAUCAGCUAAACCUCUUCUCCUUGAUCCAGAUUUGCCAUUUCCAGAUCAGUCUUGGUUCAGAACCAUUGUAGGAUCUUUACAGUAUCUUACACUUACUAGACCAGAAAUCUCUUUUUCUGUUAAUCUGGCCUGUCAGCACAUGCAUGCACCAAAGCAGAGCCAUUUCGUUGCGGUCAAACAGAUUCUACGGUAUAUCAAGGGCAGUCUUUACCAAGGAUUAUACUACACUCGAGGGCCUUUAAAUCUCACUGCUUAUUCGGAUGCCGACUGGGCUGGGGACAGUGUAAAUAGAAGGUCCACAUCUGGUUAUUGUCUGUUUUUGGGCUCCAACUUAAUUUCCUGGAGUGCUAAGAAGCAACCUAUAGUUGCUAGAUCAUCAACAGAUUUCCGCAAAGCCCAGCCCCAAACGGCCCAUUUGUGA
Rhododendron vialii is the source of this 1026-nucleotide messenger RNA. RefSeq lists its product as uncharacterized. The coding region runs from base 1 to 1026 and encodes 341 amino acids. The transcript is spliced from 2 exons. The record is from RefSeq and is a predicted model, not a curated record. NCBI's taxonomy places the organism in Eukaryota, Viridiplantae, Streptophyta, Magnoliopsida, Ericales, Ericaceae.